This is a messenger RNA of Cynara cardunculus var. scolymus (artichoke), 1930 nucleotides long. RefSeq lists its product as uncharacterized. Lineage: Eukaryota; Viridiplantae; Streptophyta; Magnoliopsida; Asterales; Asteraceae. The transcript is spliced from 10 exons. The record is from RefSeq and is a predicted model, not a curated record. The coding region runs from base 1 to 1914 and encodes 637 amino acids.
AUGACGAGUGGUUCAAUGGGUUCACGAGCAUCAAGUGUUGGGAAUUUAGGUUCAGUGGUGGUACGAUCAUCAAGUAAUGGGAGUUUACAACAAAAUCAACCACAGUUUCAAAACGGAGGAGUUGGAUUUCAGCAACAAAUGAAUCAAUCAACAACACAAGUUCCUUCUAAGAAAGCUUCGAAGACGUUUAUUAAUAAAGAGAAGGAUAAUGCGUUCAUGUGGAUCUUCAAAUUCGCACCUCGAAAGAAGGUUGGAAUGCUGCUCUUGUCUAUUGCUUCCACCGCAGCUAUGUUAUGGAUACUUUAUAUUGCCAAAGGUGCUCUCAUGUGUUUUAUUGGAUCUAAUCUCAAUUCAAUUUGCUUAUCAAUGAAAUUUGCUGAAUCCAUUCAUUGUUCGUCUUUGGGCCUUUUUGAAGGUGAAAUUAACCAGAAGAACAGUUCACUUGUAAGAUUUUCUGGAUAUUCACCAAGUAUUGAUGAAGAAAGAGUUCAGGAGUUCAAUUCUGCUUUAGUAAACGAUCAAAUGAAGAUUACAUUGAAUGAUGAUAACAGGGUUGAAGCCCACCCUCCUCCUCCUCCGGUUUAUUUCACAGGAUACACUCUUCCUCCUGGAAAUCCUUGUGAAUCCUUUAGAAUGCCACCUCCACCAGCAGACAAGAAAAAAACUGGGCCUCGUCCGUGUCCGGUGUGUUACCUCCCCGUGGAAGAUGCUAUUGCUUUAAUGCCAAAAGCGCCAUCAUUUUCUCCUGUGCUUCAUAAUCUAACCUACAUCCAUGAAGAGAGUUUAACUAAAAGUGAAUUUGGAGGGUCAGAUUUUGGUGGAUAUCCUUCUAUAAAGCAGAGAUCUGAAUCUUAUGAUAUAAAAGAGUCGAUGGCCGUGCAUUGUGGAUUUGUCAGAGGAGACAGGCCUGGGCGCAAGUCAGGAUUUGAUAUUGAUGAUUCAGAUCUUCUUCAGAUGGAUGCGUGUCAUGGAGUGGUGGUUGCAUCUGCAAUAUUUGGAGCCUAUGAUUUGAUUCAACAACCAGUGAACAUUAGCGAAACUGCAAAGAAAAAUGUCUGUUUUUUCAUGUUUAUUGAUGAAGAAACAGAAAAGUUUAUGAGGAAUUCAAGUCAUCUGGAUUAUAGCAAGAAGAUGGGAUUGUGGAAUAUUGUUGUUAUCUACAACCUGCCAUACACUGACCCAAGGCGAAAUGGGAAGGUUCCAAAGCUUCUACUACACAGGCUUUUCCCGAAUGCUCGAUACUCUAUAUGGAUGGAUGGGAAACUUAAGCUUAUCGUUGACCCUUAUCAAAUCCUUGAAAGGUUUUUGUGGAGGGAGAAUGCUAGUUUUGCAAUAUCUAGGCAUUAUAAGCGCUUUGACGUGUUUGUAGAAGCCGAAGCUAAUAAGGCGGCUGCAAAGUAUGACAAUGCCUCCAUUGACUUCCAGAUUGACUUUUAUAGAAAGGAGGGUUUAACACCAUAUUCUGAGGCCAAGCUUCCUAUUAGAAGUGAUGUGCCCGAAGGAUGUGUGGUAAUUAGAGAACAUGUUCCCAUCUCCAAUCUCUUUACUUGUCUUUGGUUCAACGAAGUUGACCGCUUCACUUCAAGAGAUCAGAUUAGUUUUUCCACAGUGCGGGAUAAGAUCAGGUCAAAGACGAAUUGGACGGUUAACAUGUUCUGGGACUGCGAAAGGCGAAACUUUGUAAUUCAGGGAUACCACAGAGACGUUCUUGAGCAUUGGGCACCGCCACCGCCUCCUGGUGCACCUGUUGUUUCCAAUACUCGAUCCUCCAUUCCUACCGAUAAACCACCAAAAACUUCUACAGAGAAGAUUGUAAGUAAUCCAAAAAAGAAGCCAUCAACAAAACGCCGAAGAGACAAAAAACCAAGCUCAAGGCGGCAUCGGAAAGUUGCUGCAGGCACACGAAACUACUAAAUGUAAGCAAAAAGGG